UUACACUAAAUGAUAACAAAGGUAAGUGGAUUAUUUGUCUUACCUUUAAAUUAAACCUAUAGACAGAAAUGCAUGGAAAGUCUGUGUUUUCUGAAAGACUUAAUGUGGAACUUGUUUGAUAAGGAAGGAACUUCUACACACAUAAUACAUCACAGAUGUGGUGGGAAGUGUUAUGGUUGAUACCAGCAGCCUUUGCCACAGUCUAUGUAGGAAUCAAGCUGAGUUGUCCAUGGCUUAUUCUAGACGUCCAUUAUAUAUCGAAAGUAGUCCCUAGUCUUGCUGGCUUUAAGAAAGCCUGUAGGAAGAAAUAUUUUAUAAUUGAUCAUUUUGAAAACUCAGUUAAACAAUGUCCCGAUCGCAUUUUCUUGUCAUACGAGGAUCAAACAUUUACGUAUCAGGAGGCAAACAAGCAAGCUUACAUAAUUACAAGAACAUUGAUGGGUUUAGGGCUUAAGAAAGGUGAUACAGUUGCAUUUAUACAGUAUAAUGGACCAGAAUUUAUAUGGAUGAUUCUCGGCUGUUUGAAGGCAGGUAUAUGUGUAUCACUUAUCAACACCAAUUUACGUGGGAAGGCACUAUUACACUGUCUGAAUGUAUCUGGAACCAACACCAUUGUUACAGGAAGUGAUACAGAGCUGACAUCAGCCGUAGAUGACCUUCUCUGUGACCUUCCAGACGCAGUUGUCUAUGUACAAGGACCCUUCAAUAAGAAACUGUCAUCAAGAUUUAUCUCCCUUCAUUUCAAUGAAAGUGAGGCUGAUAUGUUGGAUAUUGACCCCAUUAUGAGGUCGGAACAGAAGGAGUCAGAUUCAGCUGUGUUUGUCUUUACUUCCGGUACAACUGGUUUACCAAAGGCUGCCACAGUUUCUCACAAACGAAUGUUGGCACCAUACAUUUUAAGUGGCAUACUUAAACUACGACAAGACGAUACAGUUUAUGUCACGUUACCGCUUUAUCACUCUAACGGACUGUUUGUUGGCGUGUGUUCUGCAAUUUGUCAUGGUUCAUCUAUAGCCAUAGCCAAGAAGUUUUCUAAGAGUGGUUUCUGGAAUGAUGUAAGGCGACAUAAGGUCACUGUGUUUACUUUUAUCGGAGAAAUGUGCCGAUUUCUUCUUACCAAUGAAAAGUCAGACCAAGACAAAGAUCAUUCUGUUCGUUUGGCAAUAGGCAAUGGUUUAAGACAAGAUAUCUUUGCUGAGUUUAAGGAGAGGUUUGGUAUACCAACCAUUGCAGAGUUUUAUGCCAGCACAGAGGGUGUGGCCGGAUUUGCUAAUGUCUCUAAUGUGAUUGGUUCAUGUGGGAGAUCCUCCCCAUUGCUGGAAAAAGUGGUUCCCUGUGGAUUAUUCAAAUGGGAUGUUGAGAACCAGUGUAUAGUUAGGGAUGAGAGAGGACAUUGUAUACCUGUAAAACUAGGGGAACCGGGUUUACUGUUGAUGCAAAUAAAUAGUGAUCAGCCAUUUGAUGGUUACAAAGGACAAAAACAACAGUCAGAGACUAAGGUUGUCAGAAAUGUUAGAAAAGAUGGUGACCUUUAUUUCAAUACUGGUGACUUGAUGACGAAAGACAAAGACUAUAAUGUUUAUUUCAAUGACAGGAUUGGAGAUACAUUUAGAUGGAAAAGUGAAAAUGUAUCUACGACAGAAGUAAGCAAUCAUCUGACAGACAUAGAUUUCAUCAUAGAUGCUUGUGUAUACGGUGUAAAUGUACCAGGACAUGACGGAAAAGCUGGUAUGGCAACGCUCCUAAUAAAACCGGAAGUCACUGUAAUUACCGAGAAAGAACUGUCUGUUAUUUCAACUCACUGCCAGCAAUCACUUCCGGUCUAUGCCAUUCCAAUGUUUCUGCGCUUGAAAUGGGGAGAGCUUGAUAUGACGUCAACGAUAAAACAGUCGAAGGUGAAAUUGAAGGAAGAAGGUUUCAAUAUAGAGAAAGUAACGGACAUUUUAUAUUAUUAUGAGAAACCAUCAAAAACGUAUAAACAAAUAAAUAAGGAUGUGUUUAAAGAUAUUUCGACCAAUAAAAUCCCAUUUUAAAAUGUAUGCAUAUGACCACUGCUUUGAUUGCAUCAAAGCCAUGUCAUGAAAUAAAUAUACUGUUGUUGUCAUA
Molecule: messenger RNA, 2106 nt
Organism: Ruditapes philippinarum (Manila clam)
Lineage: Eukaryota; Metazoa; Mollusca; Bivalvia; Venerida; Veneridae
Product: long-chain fatty acid transport protein 2-like
Exons: 13
Coding region: 156-2033 (625 amino acids)
Molecular function (GO): long-chain fatty acid-CoA ligase activity; long-chain fatty acid transmembrane transporter activity
Source: RefSeq, a predicted model, not a curated record